Molecule: messenger RNA, 342 nt
Organism: Rhizophagus irregularis DAOM 181602=DAOM 197198
Lineage: Eukaryota; Fungi; Glomeromycota; Glomeromycetes; Glomerales; Glomeraceae
Source: RefSeq, a predicted model, not a curated record
AUGAAUUUAAAAAUAAAUUCUUUUUUUCCAAAAAAGCCAUCAGUUCUGAAAUGGAUUCCCGAUUUUACAUCUGGUGAUGUAGUUAGGUCUACAAGAAAAAUUUCUCUCAAUGAGGAACCUCCUCAUGAUGAUAUUUUGGAGAUAACAGCUAAUGCAGGUCAUCAUUUAACGAUUAGUUCAAUCUCUGUUUUUCUCAUUGGUUACGUUAUAAGACAAGUACAAGAUGAUGAUGAUUUAUUUAAUGAAAUUGUUGGAAAGGGAAAUGUUGCUGACAAAUUUAAUAUAAAAUGUAGAUACUUAAAAGCAGAUGAGAGAAUUGAUAAUAAAGGCGUGCCAACUUGA